UGGAAACCAGAGGGCACCCUCGAGCAGAAAGUCAGAGACUUUCAUAAAUUAUAUGACAGAAAUCCCUGUCAUGACAUCCACCGAUAAUAACAUGCAGAAGGAGAUUAUCUGUGUUCUUCAAGCCAUGUCAGAUAUGAUUAAAGAGGAGGAGGAGAGUAAAGAACUGAGUGAAGUGGAGGAGAAACAUCAUGUCAAACCUGGAGAAAAACCAACCUGCACUCAGUGUGGAAACGGCUUCACAACCAAACAACAUCUUGAGCUUCACAUGAGAAUUCAUACUGCCACUUAUCCCGCAAUCCUCUAUCAAAUAGUUAGUCUGCAGAUGUAAACAUAUUAUCAAUAUGAUUAAAGAGGAGGAGGAAAGUGAAGAAUUGAGUGAAGUGGAGGAGAAACAUCAUGUCAAACCUGGAGAAAAACCUUUGAGUUGCUCAAAGACUAAAAAGACAUUUUUAAAGAAAAGAAGAACCAAGAAAUCUUUCACCUGCACUCAGUGUGGAAAGAGUUUCACAACCAAACAGAGUCGUGAUGUUCACAUGAGAAUCCACACUGGAGAGAGACCAUUCACAUGUGAUCAGUGUGGAAAGAGUUUAUUAACCAAACAGAGUCUUGAUGUUCACAUGAGAAUCCACACUGGAGAGAGACCGUUCACAUGUGGUCAGUGUGGAAAGAGUUUCACAACCAAACAAAGUCUUAAUUUUCACAUGAGAGUUCAUACUGGUGAGAAGCCGUUCACAUGCGAUCAGUGUGGAAAGAGAAUCUCAAGCAAUCGUAAUCUUGAGAUUCACAUGAGGAUCCACACUGGAGAGAAGCCGUAUGUAUGCAGUCAAUGUGGAAACAGUUUCACAUCCAAACACAGUCUUGAUGUUCACUUUAGAGUUCAUACUGGAGAGAAGCCAUUCACAUGUGACCAGUGUGGAAAGAGCUUCUCAAACAAUCGUAAUCUUGAGAUUCACAUGAGGACCCACACCGGAGAGAAACCAUUCGCAUGUGAUCAAUGUGGCAAAACAUUUAUUGGGUCAUCAAACCUGAAGAAACACCUGACAGUUCAUACGAAGGAGAAGCCAUAUUCAUGUUCUGUGUGUGGAAAGAGUUUUUCACGGCGGCAAAGUUUACAAAAACAUCAGAAAAUACAUACUGAUGUGAGAGAGUACAUGUGCUUUGAGGGUGGGAAGACUUUUAUUUCAGGGAGCGAUUUUAAAAAACACCAGAGAAUUCACACCGGAGAAAAACAUUACAAGUGUUCAGACAACGACAAAAAAAUUAGUCUUUCAUCAUCUCUGAAAACACACAAGAGGAUCCACAUGGGAGAAAAACAUUACAAGUGUUCACACUGUGACAAGAGAUUCAGUGAUUCAUCAUCUCUGAAAAGACAUGAGAUGAUCCACACGGGAGAAAAACAUUACAAGUGUUCACACUGUGACAAGAGAUUCAAUGUGUCAGCAAAUCUGAAAACACAUGAGAGGAUCCACACUGGAGAAAAACCUUACAAGUGUUCACACUGUGACAUGAAAUUCAAUGUGUCAUCAAAUCUGAAAACACAUGAGAGGAUCCACACUGAAGAAAAACCUUACAAGUGUUCACACUGUGACAAGAGAUUCAGUCUGUCAUUAUCUCUGAAAAGACAUGAGAGGAUCCACACAGGAGAAAAAUAUUUCAAGUGUUCACACUGUGACAAGAGAUUCAGUCAGUCAUCACAUCUGAAAAGACAUGAGAUGAUCCACAUGGGAGAAAAACUUUACAAAUGUUCAUACUGUGACAAGAGAUUCAAUGUGUCAGCAAAUCUGAAAACACAUGAGAGGAUCCACACUGGAGAAAAACAUUUCAAGUGUUCACACUGUGACAUGAGAUUCAAUGUGUCAUCAAAUCUGAAAACACAUGAGAGGAUCCACACUGGAGAAAAACCUUACAAGUGUUCACACUGUGACAAGAGAUUCAGUCUGUCAUCACAUCUGAAAAGACAUGAGAGGAUCCACACAGGAGAAAAACAUUUCAAGUGUUCACACUGUGACAAGAGAUUCAGUGAUUCAUCAUCUCUGAAAAGACAUGAGAGGAUCCACACGGGAGAAAAACAUUUCAAGUGUUCACACUGUGACAAGAGAUUCAAUGUGUCAGCAAAUCUGAAAACACAUGAGAGGAUCCACACUGGAGAAAAACAUUUCAAGUGUUCACACUGUGACAAGAGAUUCAGUGUGUCAUCAAAUCUGAAAACACAUGAGAGGAUCCACACUGGAGAAAAACAUUACAAGUGUUCACACUGUGACAUGAGAUUCAGUGUGUCAUCAAAUCUGAAAACACAUGAGAGGAUCCACACUGGAGAAAAACAUUACAAGUGUUCACACUGUGACAAGAGAUUCAGUCUGUCAUCGUCUCUGAAAAAACAUGAGAGGAUCCACAGCAGAGAGAAGCCACGUGUGUAAAACUGUAGAAACUGGAAAAUAGGGUAACUCUCAGAGAAAAACAAAAGAAAUUAACAUUUUAACUCCUUGCAAAAUUUUAAUCCCCACCGAGACUCAAAGUUUGAUUGUCUCUGUGUUUAAAUAAAAGUGUUUUCUGAUGAAA
Messenger RNA from Ctenopharyngodon idella (grass carp), 2559 nucleotides. Its product is annotated as gastrula zinc finger protein XlCGF52.1-like. NCBI's taxonomy places the organism in Eukaryota, Metazoa, Chordata, Actinopteri, Cypriniformes, Xenocyprididae. Gene Ontology annotation, biological process: regulation of transcription by RNA polymerase II; central nervous system development. Gene Ontology annotation, molecular function: DNA-binding transcription factor activity, RNA polymerase II-specific; RNA polymerase II cis-regulatory region sequence-specific DNA binding. The record is from RefSeq and is a predicted model, not a curated record. Bases 342 to 2417 code for a protein of 691 amino acids. Gene Ontology annotation, cellular component: nucleus. The transcript is spliced from 4 exons.